Molecule: messenger RNA, 612 nt
Organism: Postia placenta MAD-698-R-SB12
Lineage: Eukaryota; Fungi; Basidiomycota; Agaricomycetes; Polyporales; Adustoporiaceae
Exons: 8
Biological process (GO): reciprocal meiotic recombination
Cellular component (GO): nucleus
Molecular function (GO): double-stranded DNA binding
Source: RefSeq, a predicted model, not a curated record
GCUCCCCGAGGACUGUCCGCCGAAGAAAAGCGCGUCAAAUUACUAGAGAUCUUCCAUGAGACAAAAGAUUUCUUCCAGCUCAAGGAGUUGGAAAAGCUAGGCCCCAAAAUGAAGGGAAUUGUAUCUCAGUCUGUGAAGGAAGUAUUACAAGGUCUUGUGGACGACGGGCUUGUGCAAGCAGACAAAAUCGGCUCAUCUAACUUCUUCUGGAGCUUCCCUUCCCAGCGGGGUACGAUGAUGCAAAACCGUGUGAAUGCUGUGAGGGACAGCCAAGCUUCACACAAAGCGCAGCUCGCCGAGCUUCGCGUCGCCAUUGAGGCAGGGAAAGCGGCGAGACCUGAAAGUGAUGAGCGCACAGCGCAACUUGCGCGCCUCAUCGCCGCGAGGAAGGAGCUUUCAGAGCUGGAGACUGAGCUCGCACAGUACGGGGCCUGCGAUCCUGCUAAAGUCGAAGAGAAGAAACGAGCGGUUACACUGGCCAAAGAGGCGGCGAUGCGCUGGACUGAUAAUUAUCUCCUAUUACUCGCCCACUUUACUAGACAGAGCUGCGUCGACCCGGCUGAGAUCAAGAGAUACCUUGGGGUGGAUGAUGAAUACGAAGAUAUAUGUUGA